Alligator sinensis (Chinese alligator) is the source of this 3085-nucleotide messenger RNA. RefSeq names its product epsin 1 (gene EPN1). Gene Ontology annotation, biological process: endocytosis. The record is from RefSeq and is a predicted model, not a curated record. Bases 311 to 2299 code for a protein of 662 amino acids. The transcript is spliced from 12 exons. Gene Ontology annotation, cellular component: plasma membrane; endosome; clathrin vesicle coat. Gene Ontology annotation, molecular function: clathrin binding; phospholipid binding. NCBI's taxonomy places the organism in Eukaryota, Metazoa, Chordata, Crocodylia, Alligatoridae.
GAACGGCGCGCGCAGGCUGACACGACGCGGCGCGGGGUGGGAGCUUGACAGGGCAAGGAGCGAGGGCGGAAGUGAGCUGGGCAGGCACCUUCCGCUUCCGAUGUGGCCCUGACUGGUAGCCAUGCCAGCCUGUUGACAUGGAGGUGUGAGCUCCCUGUGAGCUCCCCUUUAACACCGGCAGUUUCAUUGCCACCCCAGCCCUCACCCCCAGCUCUACAGACACAAAGGCCUUCUCUGAAGCCCCUGCUGGACUGAGGGGCCCUGCCCCCACUUGCCUGUCUCCCAGUGCCAGACCCACCCUGCUGUCACCAUGUCGACUUCAUCACUUCGGCGCCAGAUGAAGAAUAUUGUGCACAACUACUCAGAGGCAGAGAUCAAGGUGCGGGAGGCUACAUCCAAUGACCCAUGGGGCCCGUCUAGCUCGCUCAUGUCCGAGAUAGCUGACCUCACCUACAACGUGGUUGCAUUCUCUGAGAUCAUGAGCAUGAUCUGGAAACGCCUCAAUGACCAUGGCAAGAACUGGCGCCACGUCUACAAGGCCAUGACGCUAAUGGAGUACCUGAUCAAGACAGGCUCAGAGCGUGUGGCACAGCAGUGCAAGGAGAACAUCUACGCUAUCCAGACUCUGAAGGACUUCCAGUACGUUGACCGUGAUGGCAAGGACCAGGGGGUCAAUGUGCGUGAGAAAGCCAAGCAGCUGGUGGCUCUGCUCAAGGACGAUGAGCGUCUCAAGGAGGAGCGUGCCCAUGCCCUCAAGACUAAGGAGAAGCUGGCCCAGACGUCCACAGCCUCCUCAGCCUCAAGUGCCAGUGCCCCCACAGAUGCAGAGCAGGCCUGGCCGCAGAGCAGCGGGGAGGAGGAGCUGCAGUUACAGCUGGCAUUGGCCAUGAGCAAGGAGGAGGCUGAGCAGCCCCCUGCCGCAGCUGAAGAGGACCUGCAGCUCCAGCUUGCCCUUAGCUUGAGCAAGGAGGAGCACGACAAGUCAGGGGCAGCAUCACCUCCGUGUUCUGGGGGUCUCUUGAGGGCCCCGCUCUUCUCAGCGUGUCCAGGUGCCUGCAUACAGGAGGAGCGCAUCCGUCGAGGAGAUGACCUGCGCCUCCAGAUGGCCAUUGAGGAGAGCAAGAAGGAGACUGUGCCGGCCCGGAGUGAGGAGUCAUCACUGAUGGACCUGGCUGACGUCUUCACAGCUCCAGCCCCCCCAGCCAUAGGGGACCCCUGGAACACCACAGCCCCUGCUGACCCUUGGGGCACUUCUGGGCCUGCCCCAGCUGGGCCCCCAGCCUCUGACCCAUGGGGUGGGACCCCUAGUGGCCCACCUCCCAGCAGUGACCCAUGGGGGGCAGCUGCCCCCAUCCCUGCUGUGGCCUCUGCAGAUCCCUGGGGAGGUGACCAAACCACCACCAACUCAGAUCCCUGGAAUUCUGAAGGAGGGGGUGCUGCUGGGAGCGGAGCAGCUCCCACCAAUGACCCAUGGGCAUCAGUCCCAGCUCCCACCCCCACUGCCCAGGUGAAGCCCCCACAGGACCCUUGGGCCCCAGCACAGACCUUCUCUGACCCUUGGGGAGGCUCUCCAUCAAAGCCCAGCACCAAUGGCACUGCAGCUGGUGGAGGCUUUGAGCAGUUCGGCAGCCCUGGUGAGACUGAUGAGUUCUCUGACUUUGACAGUCUACGUACAACGCUACCCAAAUCUGGGAGCAGCACAGGGGAACUGGACCUGUUGGCAGGGGAGGUGCCAGUGUCACGUGUAGCUGGCACCAAGAGCCCCAGCACCUUCGACAUGGCGGCUGUCGGGGGGUCACUGGCUGAGGUCUCCAAAUCCACACGCAAGACCCCUGAGUCCUUCCUGGGACCCAAUGCUGCCCUUGUCGACCUGGACUCACUUGUCUCUGCCAAGCCCCCUGCUGCCCCGACUGCCAAGACCUCCAACCCCUUCUUGCCCACUGGGGCAGCUCCAGUGGCAUCGGCAACAGCAGCAGGACCUGUGGCAGGCGCCUCAACCACCAACCCAUUCCAGCAGCCUCAGGCAGCUUCCCUCACCCUCAGCCAGCUGCGCGUCAGCCCUGUAAUGGCACUGGGGCAGCCUGGGCCAACUGUUGCUCCCAUGGUCUCUGUCUCCCCUAUGGGUCCUGGUGUGCCCCUCACCUCUGUCUCCCCUAUGGUGGGAAUGCAGCCUUUGGCACCUGUGCCCACACCUGGCCUGCCUGCUAUGGGGCUGCCUCCCAUGAUGGCCCCACCACCUGUGGGACCUGGAACCACCUCAGCCCAGAGCCUGGCCAACACUAACCCCUUUCUGCUAUAAGGGGAUAGGCUGCUGACCCCUCCCCAGACAGGGCUGACCCUGGGCAGCGUAUUAUAGCCCCCCCCAUCUCCCUCCCAUUGUCUCAGUCCCCCAGGGCCUCUGUCUCCUCCCCCUAGUCCUGGGGUAUUAACAGGAGGGUCUAUGGGAGUGAAUUACCCCUACCCCAGGGCUCUGCUUAACUGCCCCAUUCGUGGGGUGGGAAUGUUAAGCCCUGCCUCUCUAUUUUCAGCCCUGGAUUGGGGCAGGGCUUGAGCUUGGUCCUGUGUGACUGCUCUGGGGGAGGGGGUGGGAGCUCUCUGGCCUGUGGGUCUUCAACCCUGCCUCCACCUUAAAUUUCUGCCUUUAACCUGCCCUCUGUACCCUCUACCUUCAUGAAUUUUGGGUGCUGCCCCUUUAAAUUAUCAGUGCUUCUUAGCUCUGAGACUCUCAAACCACACUAAUGUCGCAGCUUGGGCCCUUAAGGGGGCAGCUGCGGCCCCAGUGCACACACUCCUCCUCCCUGCCCCUGGAGGUCUUGAUGCCUGGAAGGGGAGGACACUGUGCUGCCGCCCAGGGGGCUGCAGGACUGCCCAGGGGCAGGAUCCCCCUUUCCCACGGGCAGCACUGGGACCUGCUUGGAGACCUAGGGCCAACUCCAGCCUGUGGGGCUGGCUGGAGAAGAAGGAACGAAGGCGGGUGAGCUACCCCCGCCCCCCCAGGCCCGGCUGCUGUGGGGUGGGCUGGGCUGCGGCUGCUCGUGCCUGCGCCUCGGGGGCGGAUCUGGAUCUUUGUCUCCUGGACCAAAGG